Rhopalosiphum padi (bird cherry-oat aphid) is the source of this 7180-nucleotide messenger RNA. RefSeq names its product dedicator of cytokinesis protein 3 (gene spg). Lineage: Eukaryota; Metazoa; Arthropoda; Insecta; Hemiptera; Aphididae. Bases 216 to 5798 code for a protein of 1860 amino acids. Gene Ontology annotation, biological process: small GTPase-mediated signal transduction. The record is from RefSeq and is a predicted model, not a curated record. Gene Ontology annotation, molecular function: small GTPase binding; guanyl-nucleotide exchange factor activity. The transcript is spliced from 29 exons. Gene Ontology annotation, cellular component: cytoplasm; plasma membrane.
CUCCACCCCCGUAAAUGAUAGCAAUUAAAACUGAAAUGUAAACAAAAUCGAAACAAAUAACAAUUGAUUUUGUAGAAAAUAAAUAAAAUGACUAGUCAUAGACUGAAUUUUUCAUUCGUCUGAAAAACAUCUAAUUCGUUGAUUUGGGUAAAAAUUUAAAAUAUGUGCGGAAGAAGAAUCUUAUCCAGUCUUAUUACUCUAAUACAAUAACAGACAUGUGGACUCCAACCAAAACAAACAAAUAUGGAGUUGUUAUAUACAACUGGCAUGGAGAUAAUCCGUAUGGUUUACAUCUUGAAAUCGGAGAUACUGUCCAGAUCCUUGAACAAUGCUGUGGUUGGUACAGAGGAUUUGUUACUAAAAAUCGAUCAGUAAAGGGUAUAUUUCCAUCUACCUAUAUUCAUUUGAAGCCCUGUCGUAUUGAAAAUGAGGGAAGUUUUGAAACAGUUGUACCACUGGAAGAUAUGGUUGUCCGAGAAGUGUCAUUGGUUUUACGUGAUUGGAAUUGUAUUUGGAAGUCAUUAUAUGUGGAACGGGAAACAUAUAAAUUUAUUACAUUACGAAAAGUAAUGCGAGAGUUACUUGAAUGGAGAAAACAAUUAUUAACUGGAACAUUAACUCAAGAUCAAACAAGAGAACUAAAAUUAAAGACAACUGCAAAAAUUGAUUGGGGAAACAGAAAACUGGGAUUGGAUUUAGUUCCUAGGUGUGGUGCCGAGAUGGUUGAUCCAGCUACAAUGAGUGCCGUAGAGCUUUACAAAGUCCAUGUUCAAAGUUCGGAAAACAUUCAAGGUGUAUCGGCACGAGGGACGAUAAGAAGACCUAAAGAUACAUCUAAAAUUCAAACACGUCAUAUGUUUAUGUGUAUGCGAGACUUUGGUUACCAUAUUGGGGAAGAAACCGAAGUAUAUUUUUCACUCUACGAUGCCAAAAACUUUAAAUUCAUCAGUGAACGAUUUUUAGUAAAAAUUUCUAAAGAAGGCUUUUCCAAUUAUAUUGAAAAAUUACACAAUAAUUGUACGAUUUUUACGGAACUCGGGCUGCAGGACUUGUCGCGCGAUCUUUACAUCGUAGCUCACGUAAUGCGCAUCGGUAAAAUGGUGUACUCCGAGUCGUCCAAAAAAGUGUCUCUGUCGUCGUCGUCGUCGUCAUCGUCAGCGCAGACACCGGUGUCCUAUUUCAAACGUCCGCUGGGGGUUGCAGUCCUGAAUAUCGGCGAAAUGCUGACCUCGAACAACAGCGGCGGCAGCGACGAGCGGGAAUUCACGUUCCGCGUGUUCCAGACGGACGAAAAGGACUUCUGUCAGCUGCACGACACACUGAUCCGGAAACAGAACAGCAAGUACAGCCCGCUGUCCAGCCACCCCAACUACGGUAUCGUCAUAUCACUACGGAUAUUAGACGGUGACCUACGACAGGUGCGUGAAGAAAACCCACUGGCGUUCAAAAACGUGUCGACCACGAAAAAAAUGGGUUUCCCCGACGUGAUAAUGCCAGGACACGUGAGGAACGACUUGUACCUGACCUUGGAGAGAGGCGAGUUCGAAAAGGGCGGCAAGUCGACUGGCAAGAACAUUGAAGUAUCUGUUGUCGUCCUCGACUACGAGGGUAACGUUGUCCCGGAUUGCAUAUGGGGCGCAUCGGGAACGGACUCGUUCGCCGAAUACCGUUCGAUGAUUGUUUAUCAUCACAAUGCUCCGUGUUGGAUGGAGACCAUUCGGCUGGCCGUGCCCAUUGAGAAGUACAACAUCGCGCACAUACGCUUCGAGUACAGGCACUGUUCUACUCGCGACAAAGCGGAUAACAAAAAACUGUUCGGCAUAUCGUUCGCGCGGCUGAUGGAACCCGAAGAGGCUACGCUGCAAGACGGCAUUCACGAAUUGUUUGUCUACCGUUGCGACGAGCGCACCAAACUUCACCCCGAUGACUACUUAGGUCUAGCCGCUAGUGUACACGAAUCAUCUACUUGGAGCAGUUCACCGGAACCUGGUUCUGUGUUCUCGUGCAGCCAUAAAGAAAUAGUGACGAUUCGCACAAUGUUGUGUUCAACAAAAUUGACGCAAAACGUGGAUUUGUUGUCAUUAUUGCAAUGGAAAGAACACCCUCAUCGGAUUCAAGAAGCCCUGACGCGAGCUUUACGGCUGGACGGAGAAGAACUUGUGAAGUUCUUGCAAGACAUAUUGGACGCUCUCUUCUCGAUGUUUUCGACAGACGAUGGCAAUUCAACCAUCCACUCUGGACUUGUAUUUCACGUUCUAGUCAGCAUUUUUAGUUUGCUUUAUGACAGUAAAUUUGAACAUUUUAAACCAGUGAUGAAUGCUUACAUCAAAGAACAUUUUGCCGCAGCUUUAGUAUAUAAAGGGUUAUUAAGUAGCGUCCAACAUUGUGCUGAGCUAGUUAUGUCAACAGACCGCCAAGAGCCGAUACAAAAAUGUUUCCGUUCAUUAGAAUAUAUUUUCAAAUUUGUUAUUCAGUCUCGCCUAUUAUUUUCUCGUGCAACUGGUGGCCAGUUUGAAGAUAGUUUCCGUUAUGAUGUACAUCGUGUGUUUGCUUCAUUGGACAAAAUGCUGUGUUCAUCUUUUGAAAUGAUUUUACCUACUCAAAUUGCAUUAUUGCAAAGUGCAAGUGCUGUGUUUGACCAGUUAGUUCAAGUGUUACCAGUCAUUGAGGUAGCCAAACUUGGAGUAUCCAUGUUAGAUUGCUUGCCAUCUCGUGAUCUACCUACACCAUUAACCCAAGCUAAAUUAGGUGCUAUUAAAGAUUUGGUAGCUGGAAAGGUGUUUAAAGAUGACGAAGCAAGAAAUUUGUUAUUGAUAACAAUAUGUAAACAUCUAAGACACCAUAUCAGCGCUAGAGAAGAAAUUCAACUUUGUACAGAUAUUCUAGGAGAAAUUUUAACAUUUCUAUUCCAUUUAAAUCGUUCCCACGACAGUAGCAAGGUCAACAUAUGUUUUCGCCGCGAUUUAGAAAUACUGAGUCUUAGUACAUUAGACAUGUUAAUUGAAACAUGUCUUAUUGUAAUUGAUAGAAUGGUGUCUGUAUUGGCUAAUAUGGUUGCAUGCUUAAUUUCUUUAUUACAACUUCUUGAUGAUUAUCAUUAUAAACGACUUUGGGAAGAAUUAGGUGAUCGUAAACCAUUAAAAGAUUUUCUAUUAAGAGCAUUUUUAUUGUUUAGACAUCUAAUUAAACAUGAUGUAUUUCCAACUGAUUGGAUGGUUAUAAAAAUGACUACUAACAAUGUAAUUCUAGCAGCUUUACAACAAUUAGCAAAACCACUAGUGUUUUGCUUCUUAGAGACAUGGCCACAUUUUGAUUACCAAGUUUGGUCCACUUAUUUUAAAUUAGCUGUUGCAUUUCUCACUCAACCAGCUCUUCAGUUGGAAACAUUCACUAUUGUGAAACGAACAAAGAUUAUUGAAAAGUAUGGUGAUAUGAGAGUACUUAUGGGAUAUCAAAUACUGUCUGUAUGGUCUAAGCUUGGUGACCACAAGAUAAAUUUUAUACCAUCCAUGGUGGGACCAUUUCUAAAAGUAACUUUGGUGCCAGAAGCUGAAUUACGUAAGGCUACACUUCAUAUAUUUUUUGAUAUGAUGGAAUGUGAACAACGAGCUCGAGGCAAUUUCAAAGAAGUUGAAUCAGAACUUAUUGACAAAUUAGAUUAUUUGAUUAGUGAAAACAAAGGUGACGAUGAGUAUCGACAACUUUUCAAUACUAUGGAAAAUUUAAGUAUAGUACUAUUAGAGAGAGUACAUCAAGAAGAACAGGAUGGAAGUUGGCAAGAAACUGGUUCAGUGUUCAUUCAUUCUGUUACACGUUUAUUAGAACGACUAUUAGAUUAUAGGAGUGUGAUGCGCGGUGAUGAUAAUCGUGACAAACGUAUGUCAUGUACAGUGAACUUGUUGAAUUUCUACAAAAAUGAAUUUGAUAGAAAAGAAAUGUACUUAAGAUAUAUUUAUAAACUUCAUGAUUUGCACGUUUCUGCUGAUAAUUUUACUGAGGCUGGAUUUACAUUAAAACUUUAUGCUGAUCAACUAACUUGGACAGAUGGACCAGUACUACAAGGUGAUCCAGCGACUUCAAUUUGUCAAUGGCAAAGAAAAGAACAGCUAUAUCAUGAAAUUAUACAAUACUUCGAUAAAGGAAAAUGUUGGGAAAAAGGACUACCUCUAUUAAAAGAGUUAUCAGAUUUCUAUGAGAAACGACUAUUUGAUUACACUAGAUUAAGUGCAGUAUUGAAAACACAAGCCAAAUUCUAUGACAAUAUUCUGACUCAAUUACGACCUGAACCAGAAUAUUUUAAAGUUGGAUUUUAUGGACAAGGAUUUCCACUUUUUGUUCGGAAUAAAGUUUUUAUUUAUCGAGGUUUAGAAUAUGAACGAAUGGAAGCUUUUACUCAACGAUUGCAAACUGAAUUUCCAACUGCCCAACUUUUAACAAAAAAUAGUCCACCAUCGCAGACAAUUUUACAGUCUGAUGCUCAAUAUAUUCAGAUUUGCAAUGUAAAACCGUUUCCAGACAUUGGACCACCUUCUUCUGACAAACCUUUAGCUAUGAUUCCUGAAAAAGUUGGACGUUUUUAUGAAGUAAAUGAUGUAUGCACUUUCCAAUUGGAUAGACCUAUGCACAAAGGUCUGGUAGAUCGAGAUAAUGAAUUCAAAAGUCUUUGGCUGGAACGUACUAUUUUGAUUACUAGUGAACGUCUGCCUGGUAUACUUCGAUGGUUUGAAGCUAUAAGUACAACAACCGAGGAAGUGCCCCCGAUUAAAUUUGCUUGCGAAACUAUAGAUUCUGUUAACAAAAAUUUAAAACUUAUUAUUAAUCAGUAUACAAACGAGCCAAAAAGAAACAUUAAUCCAUUAAGUAUGAGACUUCAAGGAACAAUUGAUGCAAAUGUUAUGGGUGGUAUAUCGAAAUACCAGUCAGCAUUCUUUUCUCAAGACUUUGUUCAAAAUAAUCCUCAAUAUUACUCACAUGUUUUACAUUUAAGCUCAUCCAUAAAUCAUCAAAUUGAAAUAGUAGAAAAUGGACUGUUAAUUCAUGGUCAAUUGGCACCGCCUGAAGUACAGCCUCUUCAUCAUCGUUUAGUCGAACGUAUGGUACAACUGAAACAGAAUUUAAGAGCCCCACCUCCACCAGAAAGCAUAAUAAAUACCCCAUUACCACCAAUACCAUGUGUAUCAAUUGAUAAUAAUUUCCAUUUUCGUUCUACUGAAGAAUAUACAAAUACCGUUACUUAUUUUGAUGAGCGACGUGAUGAAUAUGAAGAUAUAUAUAGCAAGACAUUUGAUCUACCAGAUGCAUGUGCUCCAAUAGUUCCACAUAGAGAAAAUCGGAUUAAAUCUGAAGGAUCCUUACCAAACAAUAAGAUAAAAGCUGAUCCAAAAUCAAAUACUUCUUGGAAACCAGGAAGUCCCAAUUUGCAAAGGCACUCUGUAGAUAGCAAUGUGAGAAAUUCAUGGCCACUUGAAGAUAGUUCUCCACCACCAUUACCUCCAAGAGCGCCAGAAAGAAGAACCAGUGAUGCUCCUCCAUUACCACGAAGAUUACCUUUGCGCCGUGAUUCUGAAAUUACUGAUAUUAUGGAUACACCUGUGUUACGUGAUUCAGGUUAUUCAGAAUCUUUACAUUCGGCAUCAUAUGAAGAAUUUGUACUACCUUCAAUUGAUAGAGAUAAAACACCACCUCCAUUGCCGCCUAAGAAUAUACAAUCUCAACCUAAUUCUGAGCCAAAUGAACUCCCAAUUUUGGAAAAUUACUCUGUUCCUGGAGCAAUGAGGCGCUUGGAAUCCAGCCCCUAGUCAUAUACAAGACUCAUAUUAUAGAACUGGUGCCAUGAUAUGCAUAAAUGUAACUAUUAUUUAAUAUGAAUUAAGUUAUUCUUAAAUUAUUUUUAUACUACAUGUCUACAUUAUUGUAUUAAUGAGUGUGUUUUGAUGUUUUAAUUUUAUCAUAUAUAUUUUAACAGUACUCUUUAUGAUUUAAGUUAAAAAUUAGAAUGUAAUUUGAUCAGUGUUUUUUGUGUGUGUACGAGCAUCACUACUUAUUCCUAUUAAUCCUAUCCAAUUGGCUAUUUUCAUACACUUAACGAUUAGAUUUGUUCUAUUCUAUAUAAUAUGUACCGAAUAACAAUCAGAAGUGAACAAAAUUGUUCAUCUGUUUCGACAACAUACAAAAUUUGUGUUUUUUUUUUCAUUUUUGAAUAUUAAUUUUCAUUACUUUUAUUUAAUUUUACUAUACACAUUAGUUUUAUUAACAAUUAAAAUUUUUAGUUCUUAUAUUUUAUUCACGGGCAAAAAUAUUUUUAUAGUAUUAUUAUUUAAUGAUUUAAGAAGAAGUCGUUACCAGCAUGUGUUUUCAAUGUCCAACUUAACAUAGGUACUAAAAUGUGCAUUCAGGAGUUCAAAUUUUAUAUUGUUAGCAUAAAUAUUAGAACGAACUAACCAAUAGUUAUCAAACUUAAAGCUUAGAAACUAAAAGCAUUAUAUAUGUCUUCUUGUUAGUUUUUAUACUACAUUAAUUUUUAAGUAAAUUAUGAGUACCUAUGUACUCUAUAAUGCUCAUUAAAAAUGCUCAAAAAUUGAUUAAAAAAUAUAAAAAAUAGUAAAUGAAAGAUAUUAAAACCAAUAACACCAAAUUAGAUUUUCUCAAAUCAAAUUUGGUAUAUUGUAUAAUUUGUAAGACAGAGACAACACAUGCAAGGCGAAGUCCUCUUAAAACAAUAUAUUAUUAAAUAUUAUUCUUGUAAAAUGUGUUAAUUUAAAAUAUUUUUAUUUAAUUUGACAUUUUAGUAUUGUAUAUUUGUACUACUUGUCUUUUAGCCCAUUAACAUAUUAUUAUAAAGAACAAUGUAGUGUAUUAAUUAAUAAUUACUCUUAUUGUAUGACUGAUGUUACCAAAUCUGUAUACUAUGUGUGGGACUGGCUUUUAAUUCAUACAUUAAUUUUUUAGUUCUCAUGCUCAAUCAUUUAUUUUGUGUGUGUCAAUUUUAUAUUAUUAUACAUUCCAGUCUUCCAUGACUAUAUUAAUUAUAUUAUUAUAAUUUAUUUGUAUUACAUUAGCUAUAUUAUUAUAAUUUACAUCCUCGUAAUCCAACUUUAUGAUGCUCAUUAUUUAUUUAUCAUGAAAAAAUAGAUUAGAAAUUAUUAUAUAAAAAUAAAUAAUCGAUGUACAACAGCCAAAA